Branchiostoma belcheri (Belcher's lancelet) is the source of this 694-nucleotide messenger RNA. Its product is annotated as glycine receptor subunit alphaZ1-like. Lineage: Eukaryota; Metazoa; Chordata; Leptocardii; Amphioxiformes; Branchiostomatidae. Gene Ontology annotation, cellular component: membrane; neuron projection; synapse. The transcript has 4 exons. The record is from RefSeq and is a predicted model, not a curated record. Gene Ontology annotation, molecular function: transmembrane signaling receptor activity; neurotransmitter receptor activity; chloride channel activity. Gene Ontology annotation, biological process: nervous system process; regulation of membrane potential; chloride transmembrane transport. The coding region runs from base 1 to 690 and encodes 229 amino acids.
AUGCGUCUGUCCACAAGGAACCUGUUGUCUUCUACUACUUUGGAGUUUAAGCUCCUCCUAAGACGACACGUGGAGCACGGCUUCAUCAACGCCUACGCCCCGGCCUCGGUGAUCGUGUUCUUGGCAUGGAUAUCGUUCUGGCUUGACGCUCGCUCGGCUCCAGCCAGGACUGGGCUCGGUGUGACUACCGUCCUCACAAUGCUAUCAGUGAACAUGCGGUCGUCUGAUUCACACCUGGAUUACAUCCGUGCCAUUGACAUCUGGCUGUUUAUGUGCAAGAAUUUUGUCUGCUUCGCCCUGAUGGAGUAUGCCGUUGUUAACUUCCUCGUCACAUCAAGCUCAUCUCAACCCCAAGAUGUUCAACCCGAAAUGGAGGCUGAUCCCAUCGACGAUGGUUUUCUCGGCAACAGAGAGAAGGGAUUCAAGUCCCUGCUACGAGAGGACAAGGACAAACAACAUCUCAACGAUUUCGACGAUGCCACCGAUUCCAAGUGCAAGAAGACGACUUACAACAUACGGAAGGGUUCGUUUUCUGAUGCACAGCUGCCGCGAAAACCACCGAAGACUCGUCAGGAAUACGCGGAUCAACUGGACAGCAUCUGCCGUAUAGCUUACCCCGUAAUGUUUUGCUUGUUUAUCAUAAGUUACGGAGUGUACGUCAGAUACCAGCAAAAUUACGAUAACUGCUGAAUAG